AUGACCGAAGAGAUGAAGUCUCUACACAAGAACCAGACAUGGGAUUUGGUGAGCCUGCUAAAGGGGAAAAGAACUGUUGAUUGCAAAUGGGUCUUUAGAAAAAAAGAUGGCUUUCCUGGUGUAGAAGAUGCUAGAUACAAAGCGAUAUUGUCACCACGACAGUACUACAAGAGAUUUAAUGCAUUUAUUAUUACUAAAGGUUUCUUGAGAAGUGUAUUUGAUAGCUGCGUGUAUCACAUGAUGGUAUCUGGUAAUUCAAAUAUUUAUUUAUUGUUAUAUGUUGAUAAAAUGCUUAUUGUUGCUAAUAGUAUGACAGAGAUAAAUGAUUUGAAGAAACUGCUAUGUAAGGAGUUUAACAUGAAAGAUUUAGGUGAUCUUGGAAUGGAGAAUCACAAAAAGAUGGUGAGGUGUAUCUCUCACAGAAAAAGUAUAUUGAGAAGGAUGAGAAAUGAAGGCUUCUCGAUCCUUGGUUACGUGGAUUCUGAUUUUGCAAGUGAUCUUGAUAGAAGAAGAUCAAUAACGGGCUAUAUCAUUACUCUUGCAGGUAGUGCCAUAAGUUGGAAGGCAACUCUCCAGUCUAUAGUUGCUUUAUCCGCAACAGAAGUUGAAUAUGGCAACAGCAGAAGCAGUAAAGGAGGCUAUAUGGUUGAAAGCCAAAAGAGAAUACAUUUGGACAUCAAACCACAAAACAUCCUUCUCGAUCAAAAUUUCAAUGCUAAGAUAUCUGAUUUUGGGUUGUCCAAACUAAUUGAGAAAGACGAGAGCAAAAUUGUUGCUAAAAUGAGAGGAGCACCAGGGUAUUUAGCCCCUGAAUGGCUGAGAACCUUGUGUGGGAGAAAGAAUGUUGAUCGGUCCCAAGCUGAUGAGGAUGUCCAUUUGCUAAGUGUUUCUAGGAGAAAAGCGGAACAACAGCAGCUCGUGGAUAUGGUUGACCAAAACAACGAGGAUAUGCAGCUCCACAAAGAAGCAGUGACAGAUAUGAUGAGCCUAGCUGCAUGGUGUCUACAGGGUGAUUUCAGAAAGAGGACUUCCAUGUCAUUGGUGGUUAAGGUACGGGAAGACACUGUUGAAACCAACAUAGAUUACGAUUUUGCAAGCCUACCUGAGGCUGGAGCAGGUAACCAACAAAUGGAAGCCACUAGCAGUUCAAAAUUGCCUUCAAUUUUAUCUGAACCUAGGUGA
This is a messenger RNA of Lycium barbarum (goji berry), 1182 nucleotides long. Its product is annotated as G-type lectin S-receptor-like serine/threonine-protein kinase At5g24080. NCBI's taxonomy places the organism in Eukaryota, Viridiplantae, Streptophyta, Magnoliopsida, Solanales, Solanaceae. The record is from RefSeq and is a predicted model, not a curated record. The coding region runs from base 1 to 1182 and encodes 393 amino acids. The transcript has 5 exons. Gene Ontology annotation, molecular function: ATP binding; protein kinase activity. Gene Ontology annotation, biological process: protein phosphorylation.